Molecule: messenger RNA, 920 nt
Organism: Strongylus vulgaris
Lineage: Eukaryota; Metazoa; Nematoda; Chromadorea; Rhabditida; Strongylidae
Source: the annotation of a GenBank genome assembly
AUGAUUGUAGCGAUGCAUCUGGAUAUGAGCCCGUUAUCAAAUGUCCUGAAUGUCGUCGGUAUACCAGAGUCCCUCCAGAAGGAUUACCUGUUAAUUACCGUCUACGAGGUAGGUUGCUUCAUGCAAGUCAUUGACCUCGUUUUCUUCGCAUUCCUUCCCGACGAAGAUCUGGUAGCCAUAAUGUCCGAGACAACUACAGCAACCAACAGGAAUAGCGACGACAUUGUCAGUGAAGAAAGGGGGAGUGUUCUCAAGUGUUUAGCCUGUCACGACGUUAUAACAAAGGGAAUGUAUAUGAUAUGUCGAACUUGCGCUUCAGAAGAACAAAAAGCGGCUGGCAGAGCAUCCGUUCUCAAAGCGAAACGUCAAGGUCUACUAGCUAUCGAUCGUGCUAUUGCUGGAUUCGAUUCAGGGACUACUUCUGCUAGAGAUCUCCUUAAAGAGAAAGCAUAUGAUAUUCUCCACCAAAUUGAAAUUAUUGACGAGCAACUUGAUACAGUUUCUUCCUAUGAUGCAUUCCAAAGCAAGAUCGAACAAGCUCGAGGAAUUUCAGUUGGGUUACAGCGGUUUUCAUCGGAAGUGGACAACAUUCUCAAUGAGUUCCGCGACAGCAUUUAUGCGAAAAUGAAUGAUGUUAUGGGCUCAGCUUUUGAUGAUGUGGACAAGAAUCAGAAAAAAACUCCAAUGGGUUUAGUAAAUUCUUUCUUUGGACGCUUUUGGAAUGUUUAUAUCUGUAAGCCUUUGCAAACCAGAACAGGAAUAGGUCGUAUAUGGGCUUUCUUUAGGGAGAUUUGUAUAAGAUGUGCUAAUUUUUGUGAUGCGGUCUUGAAGAAUUUAUCACAAUUUCUUACAAGCAUACUUGCCCUUACUGUCAACUGUUUCCGUUCCAGACCAACAACUACGCAAAGGUGCUUAUGAUA